UUGGACAGUUUACUUCUUUUGCCUCCUUUUCUUCUAUGAGUGACUAUUGAGCUUUACUCUUGUUAUAAUGAGACAACCUAUCGCCUUGAGCUAUUUACUCAUUCUACUGUUCUUUCCUUAUUUUAUCAAUUGCUACAAAGCAGUAACUAAUGAGUCACUAAAGCAUUUGGCAAAGCUUACAGAUCCUAACCGACUUUCUGUGAAUGGCAAUCUCAUGAAGCCCUUACUCGUGGAACGUGUGUCUGGCACACCUAGUAACGCAGCAAUACUACACCUAUGGGGAAUAAAUCAUUUGCCAACAUUAUCGUCACUCAGAACCCAGAUAAACCCUCUCGCCUUGUUAUGGCAGCCCAUUACGAUUCAAAAUAUGUGCCAGAUUUCGAAUUUAUUGGAGCAACCGAUAGCGCGAUUCCUUGUGGUCUUUUGAUGAAUAUUGCAGAAUCGAUUAACUACAUGUUGGCGGAUAAAUCAAUGAAUUAUAGACAGCCACAAAAGACACUUCAAUUUAUAUUUUUCGAUGGUGAAGAGGCAUUUGAGAGUUGGACAGCCACAGAUUCGAUCUACGGAGCAAGGCACUUAGCCCAUACUUGGGAAACAGCAAUGGUUCCUCAUCCUACCAAGACUUUAAAGAAUAGAUUAGACCAGAUUGAAGUAUUGGUAUUAUUAGACUUGCUUGGUACACCAAAUGUUCAGUUUCCCAACUUUUAUCGACCUACGAGUUGGCUUUUUGAUAGAUUGAUGAAUCUGGAGAGUCGACUUAGCAAUCAAUCAUUAUUGAGAACAAUUUCCACGACAACCAAUCAACCUUUGAUGUCUUUUUUUAAUCCUAAUUCCGUGCUAACUUAUAGAGGAGAAUCGAUAGGGGACGAUCACGUCCCCUUCCUAUCCCGAGGAGUUAAUGUUCUACAUUUGAUACCAUUCCCAUUUCCGCCUGUUUGGCAUAAUAUAGCAGAUAAUGCUGAUUGUAUAGAUCAAGCUGUGGUGGAGAAUUUAGCACUUCUGCUCCGCGCCUUUAUUGCGGAAUAUUUAGAGUUGGAUCCACUACCUCAUAACGAUUUAUAACCAUUUUUUUUCAAUUACGAACAUAGAAUAGAGAAUAAAAUAAACCCAACUACAUUAUAUACCUCUGUCAGCUUAAGAAAGAAUGCAUGUUUGCCAAAGAGGACGUUUUCCGUCAAAUGAGGUUUUAUCUUAAUGAAGGAGAAAAAUUAUUUAGAAAACUGCAAUCAUUUCAAAGGAAAACCAGAUAGUCUAUCCAUCCUUUUUGCUCGUUUUCAAAUACUAUUGAGAAGACAAUACUUUUUACAAGCUACGCAUUUUCUUUCAAAUAAGUUAAAGGGACUAUUAUUUCAAGAACAGUGUUCCCUCGUGUUGUUGUUCAAUGU
Mycotypha africana is the source of this 1385-nucleotide messenger RNA. Its product is annotated as peptidase M28. The coding region runs from base 277 to 1062 and encodes 261 amino acids. Gene Ontology annotation, molecular function: glutaminyl-peptide cyclotransferase activity; zinc ion binding. The transcript is spliced from 5 exons. The record is from RefSeq and is a predicted model, not a curated record. NCBI's taxonomy places the organism in Eukaryota, Fungi, Mucoromycota, Mucoromycetes, Mucorales, Mycotyphaceae.